UAUUUGUUAGUAAAUUUGAAACAGAAUUUUAUUCCAUUCCGGUAAGGAUUCGGAUUAAGACCAGGUGGCAGGAGAGGAAAUAUAGAUUAUCUGACGGAAGUAUAUUGUCUUAUUUUUACGAUCAAGUGCGAGCAGCUCAGUAUUUAUCACCUCGUUUAGGGAAUUAUGAAAUGCAUUAUACAAUUGUUCAGCAGCUGCCGUUUAGAGUAAGGGAAAUAUUGGCUACAGUUGAUUAUGCGGACACGACCAUAUUGGUUCAGGCAUUGGAGCAAUUGGAUAAGUCAAGAGAAAUUGAAAACGAAAGGUUUAGAAAUACUCAUAAUAGGGAACAGAUUAGUGACACAAUAAAAAAGCAAGUUAAUCAAAUAAGUGUAGAUAAGGCUAAUCAGAUGAGUGAUCAGUACUCAGAACAUAAUAGUAAUAGGCACAGAUGGUUUGUCUUUGCCCGACAUGAGAUAUCCUCCUCCUAAUGUAAACAUACCACAAGUUCAAAGUUCGUUUAAUAAUCAUUCCUCGUUAAACUAAUGAAGGGUGUGGGAGAUAUUGGUCCGUCGAGGCACACCCAAAGAUAUGAUUUCGUAGAGGAAGUUGAAGAGGACCUUUGUCAAAAUAAUCGUGAUAAUGGUGAUAAUGCGGAGAAUAGGGCAAAUAAGUGUCUGUAUAUGCUCGUUACAAUAGGGGGUCGUGUGUAUUCGGCAAUGGUGGAUACAGGUAGCCAGCUCUCAUGUGUCUCGGAGCAGUUUUAUAAGCAUGUAUUAGCACACUUAGCAAUACCGGAGCUGCCUGUUUCCAACAUGCAUGUAAUUACAGCGGUGGGUAGGAAGGCGACUGCUGUUAAAAAACAAUUGUUUGUAAAAUUUGCUAUGGGAGAAGUCGUAGAUGAACACGUUUUUUUUGUUAUAUCUGGGUUAACAUCUACCAUAAUUUUGGGAAAUGAUUGGUUAGACCGCGUUGGUGCAAUAUUAGAUUAUGAUGCAAAAUCGGUAACAGUAAAGGGGGCCGUACUCUCUUCGGGGCUUACUAUGUUUGGGAAUGGUGCGGUCAAGGAAGUGUCUGU
Cephus cinctus (wheat stem sawfly) is the source of this 1057-nucleotide messenger RNA. RefSeq lists its product as uncharacterized. NCBI's taxonomy places the organism in Eukaryota, Metazoa, Arthropoda, Insecta, Hymenoptera, Cephidae. The record is from RefSeq and is a predicted model, not a curated record.